Molecule: messenger RNA, 1953 nt
Organism: Eruca vesicaria subsp. sativa (arugula)
Lineage: Eukaryota; Viridiplantae; Streptophyta; Magnoliopsida; Brassicales; Brassicaceae
Source: the annotation of a GenBank genome assembly
AUGAUGACGACGGAGUCCACAUUCGCUGAUCCACCGGAGAUGAUCUCAAUCCCGCCGCUAGAUCCUCUCUUCCUCUCCGCCUCCGAUCCAAUUUCCGAUCUAACCUUCUUCCUCGACGGUGACGAGAACGUAGAUCUCGCAGAUUUCGAUUUCGAUUUCAAAUUCGACGAUUCGGAUGAUCUCCUCAACUUCAACCUCGACGACGCGGAAUUCCCCGCCGUGAUCUCAGAGGAGUUCGGUAACUCUGGAGAUCAGAGUCCAGAAGCGAUUCAAAACCAUAAGAAUCUCGAUUCAUCGGAGACUAAGAACGUCGAGCGAUCUGAUUCCGUUAAUUCUCAGGUCUCAUCACAAGGCUCGAAGACGUUAGGUUGCGACACGUCAUCCUCCCCAGAGAAAUCUUCUCCCGUGAGCAAGAGGAAGAAAGGAGACUCAGGAGGAGAAUACAGAAGCUUCAAGUACCAAAAAUCGGACGAUAACAAAUCAGCUUCUCCUCCUGUUGAGGAGGACGACGAGAAGAAGAAGGUGAGGCUGAUUAGGAACCGUGAGAGCGCUCAGCUUUCGAGGCUGAGGAAGAAGCAAUACGUUGAGGAGCUUCAAGGGAAAGUCAAGAGUAUGAAUUCGACUAUCGCUGAGUUGAAUGGGAAGAUAUCUUAUGUUAUGGCUGAGAACGCAGCGUUAAAGCAACAGAUGGCUGCUGCUGGUGGUGGUGUUCCUCCGAUGAAUCCUUAUAUGGCUGCACCGAUGUUACCUUAUCAGUGGAUGCCGUAUCCGCCGUAUCGAUAUGGAUCACAGGCUCCGUUGGUUCCUAUUCCUAGGUGGGAUCCUAAGCCUAAGGCUAAGGUGGAGAGUAAGAAGAGUGGAGGGAAAAGCAAGGUUAAGAAGGUUGCUAGUGUUAGUUUUAUUGGGAUUUUGUUUUUUAUGUUCUUGUUUGGUAUGUUGUUUCCGUUUAUGAAUGUUAACGAUGGAGGAGAUGGUGGAGGUUUUGGUGGUUUGUCUAAGUAUGAGGGUCGUAGUUAUUAUGAUGAACAUAGAGGGAAGGUUCUUAUGGUUGGUGAUGGGUCUGAUGUUAGGAGAGGAAGUGUCCAUUCUAGUAGAGAUAGUUGUGGGGGAGUAGAAGGACGACUGAGCAAUUCUAGUGAGCCUCUCUUUGCUUCUCUCUAUGUUCCAAGGAACGAUGGGCUUGUGAAGAUUGAUGGGAACUUGAUUAUUCAUUCUGUUUUGGCUAGCGAGAAAGCUAAGAAUGUCUCUGAAACGAUGAAAACUAAAGAACCUGAGUUGAUGGUUCCUGGUGCUCUGUCUUCUGCUUUAGCUGUUCCUGAUGUCAGAGGAAAUGGGGCAAUGCUUCCACAUACUUCCAAAGCUCUCUCUUCUGGUUCGCCUGAUGGGAAAAGACUUCACCAGUGGUUUCAUGAAGGUGGCGCAGGUAAACAACUUUGGUGCUCUUCUUGUCUAAGUGGUAUAGUCUUAAGAGCUAACCCUUUGCUUGCAUCUAUUGUAGGGACGCUAAUGGAUUAUAGCAUGUGCACCGAGGUGUUCCAGUUCGAUAUUUCUCCAGGUGCUAUAGUCCCAUCAUCAGUCUCCAACAUUACAAGGGAGCAUCUCCAAAAUGUCACCACCAGCAGAGACAAGAGAAUGAAGAACAGGAGGAUUCUCGAGAGGCUUCCGGUUUCACGUUUGGCAUCUGAGCUCAACAUUACGGAAGCUCAGGCGAGCAAAGACGCCCAGAACAAGAGCUUUAAUGGGAAAGCUAAUACCAAACCCACAUCAUCAUCAAUGGUGGUUUCAGUGUUGCUUGAUCCAAGGGAGGUCGUUGACUCUGAAACUGAUAGAGUCAUUCCCUCAAACCCGAAGUCACUGUCCCGGAUCUUUGUGGUGGUGCUUCUAGACAGUGUUAAGUACGUUACCUACUCAUGUGUUCUUCCCCGGUCAGGUCUCCAUCUUGUGGCCACCUGA